AUGUGCCUUGCUCUGCUCCGGAGGUUCCAUUGACUGAUUACUCGCAGUUGCAGAGGAUUCUUCCUUUUAUGAUGAGAUCUUCGAGAGGUUAGGAGAGGAGAACGGCAACAUUUCAUCGCGCAAUUUAUAUUAGGAUCGGUAGAGUUGGUAGGUUCUGUGCAGAACUUGUGUAGGAGGGGAGAUGGCAUUUGUUGCAGUGAGGCCGUUGCGCGCCUCGUUGUGUGUGGCUCAGCACCCUGGGUUAGGGUUUCGGCGGACGCAGCAGGUGAGAGGUCGUGUUGCAGUGCCAGCGUUGCGGUCCAGAUUACUAAGCGUGAGGUGCAAUGCGAGUGAGGGUGAGAGUGAGAGGUCUGAGGCUGAAGAUGUGAAGAAGGAUUUGAAGACAGACUCUGCCGAUGAAGAGUUUGGGGGUUGGUCUGCGGCUGAGCCCGAGGAUGAGUCUCAAGGCAGUAGCUGGAAAGCAGGUCUUCUGCGAAUUGGAGCUGGUUUUGUGCUAGCAAUCGGCGUUUCAUUGAUCUCUUACACUUACUGGCAAAAGCAAGGAAGGACAUUGGCGCCGAAUCAGCCUUCUCAGACUAGUACGCAGGAGUCGAAAGCAGUGCAGGAAGCACCUCAGCAGCAGGAGGCCUUAUCAAAAGCAUCAUCGAAUGAAGCCGACCAUGGUGAUGAAGCAGCGUUUGUUGAUGUUUCAGAAAGGAAUGACGAUGAUUAUAUUGAUGAAGAACUUGAUGAAGGUAAUUAUUCUGAUAAGCAUCAAGAUCAGGGUGAAGAAAAAGAGCAAGGUGAUUCAAACCAAGUUGAUGCAGAAGAAACCGAUGAUAUUGACUCAGAUUCACAGGGUAGGGAUUUGAAGAUGGUGGUGCUCACUGUUGUUGAUCGCAUGCAAGAGAUGGCUGUAUCAGCUUUGCAGGCUUUAAAGGUUGUAGAAGAUGAAGUUGACCCUGGAGCGAUAUGCAUCCGGAGAAAUUAUGCUCGUUGGUUGAUUGCCACUAGCAAUACUUUGUCGAGGAGCUCUGCCACUAAAGUACUUCCUGCAAUGUACAUAGAAGGGGAGACAGAACUUGCUUUUGAUGACAUUACGCCUGAAGAUCCAGAUUUUCCUGCUAUUCAAGGUCUAGCAGAAGCAGGACUCAUUCCUAGUAAGCUCUCAAGUGUUGAUAUACAGUCUGCUGAGAAAGCUUCUAGCGGGGUCCGUUUUUCCCCUGACAGUCCAUUGACGAGGCAAGACCUUUUGAGCUGGAAAAUCGCGCUUGAUCGGCGUUCUCUUGCAGCUAUUAGCAAGGAGGAUUUUCAAGCACAAUCUGGAUUCAUGGAUGCGGAUUAUAUUGAGAGCAAAUUGUGGCCAGCAAUAGUUAGCGAUCUGUAUUCUGGAGAUAGCAGCAUCAUAGCUACUGCUUUCGGGUUCACAAGAAUGUUUCAACCCCAAAAGCCUGCGACAAAUGGUCAAGCAGCAAUUGCACUUGCAUCUGGAGACACCUCCGAUUUGUUUGGAGAAGAGUUAGCAAGGCUUCAAGCAGAGAGAAUGGCAGAUGAUGCAGUUGCGGCAGAUGCUGCAAUGGAAGCGCGUGCACAAGAGGAGGUGAAAGCACUAUAUAGUGGAGAAAUUGAGAGUGAGAGGAAGCGGAGAGAGGAGGUUGAGAAAUCGUUUGAGGAAGUCAAAUCCAACUUAGAAAGGGUCGAAGCAGAGAGACAAUCCGAAAAGGAGACCAUGAUGAAGAGCCAGGCUGCCGUUGUAGCGGAGAAAAAGCUGUUGCAUGAUUUAUAUCAAAAAGUUGAUGACCAACUGCAGACCUUAUCUACACUUCGAGCGGAAGUUGCUAAUGAGAAAGAAAGACUCCAUAAGCUCACUUCAAAAGUAGAAGUAGACCAAGAGUCGGCCUCCAGGUUGAAGGCGGACCUUGAAUCAGAGAAGAAAGCACUUGUUCUUGCAAGAACAUGGGCAGAGGAGGAAGCCGAAAAGGCACGGGAGCAAGCAAGAGUUCUAGGAGAAGCAAGGCAACGGUGGGCAGGUCGUGGCAUUGACGUUAAUGUUGAUAAAUCCUUUGACGAGGAUAAUGUUCCUGGGCCAAGUUGGCGGUUCGGUGGAGCUAAUACGGAAACUAAUAAAUCGAUUCAGCGUGCACCUCUGCAAGAUGUCAUGGAUAAGGGGCAAGACCUGAAGACCAAGGUCAAUAACAGUAUUGUGACAUAUUGGCAUGCAUUCUUGGACGUGCUUAGCCGCUUUGUUCAAAGAAUAAGGGAGUUGUUGGAGUUAAUGAGGAGCAGAGUGUCCCAAGUAAUUCAGAGCGUCUUUGUGUCUACUAGGGACAGGGUGCAGGAUUCAGGAUCCGUUGUUAGUGGGAAGCUGCGAGGUGCAAAGAGUGCUGUAUCAGAUAUGUCUGCGGUUGCAAUAGAUGGGACCAAGAGAUUUGCUGAUGGCUGUAAAACUGAGGUUGGAAGGAUUGCACAACGAUUCAAGCGUGAUUAAGUGCUGGUGAUUCAAGUUCCCCUUAGCGUUGCAGAUCAAUAGUGAGCUAGUAUUCUAGAAUUUAUAUUUAAACUACUGAGCUUUCAAAGGGAUCUUGACAUCCCCACUAGUUUGUGAACUGGUUCUACCUCUCGAUCAAAUGCUUCUACAUUUCUUGGUGGACACCUGUUGACCCGCAGCAUACUUUGUCCAACCGUACUUAAGGCUUGGCGAACUCAGCAAAUGGAAGGUUUUCUCAAAGUUUGCAGGCAUUGGGGCUAAA
This is a messenger RNA of Physcomitrium patens, 2729 nucleotides long. RefSeq lists its product as uncharacterized. The record is from RefSeq and is a predicted model, not a curated record. Lineage: Eukaryota; Viridiplantae; Streptophyta; Bryopsida; Funariales; Funariaceae.